CCACUUUCCAAGCGGCUAUGACGACGGAGUUCCGACACAUGCUGGAUCGUUUCGUACUUAUAUACCUCGACAACAUUCUGGUUUACAGCCGGAGUCUGGACGAGCAUGUGGAACACCUGCGCACCGUUUUGGAGCGGCUACGACAGGCCAAGUACAAAGCAAACCGCGACAAGUGCGAGUUCGCACAGCAGGAGCUGGAAUACUUGGGACACUAUGUGACGUCGCAAGGCAUCCGUCCGCUUGCGGACAAGAUCGAGGCCCUACGAGUAUGGCCCGAGCCCACCAACACCACGGACGUUCGUUCAUUCAUGGGGUUGGCGGGCUACUAUCAACGAUUCAUCGCCGGAUACUCCAGGAUUGUUGCACCUAUGACGAGGUUACAGUCGCCAAAGGUGCCAUUCGUAUUCGAUGACGACGCACGCCGCUCAUUCCAAGCACUUAAGACGGCUAUGCUCAUGGCACCCGUCCUUAGCAUUUAUUACCCCACCCUGCCGACGCGAGUGACUACGGACGCUUCCGGCUAUGGCAUUGGGGCAGUCUUGGAACAGCACGACGGCGACGACUGGCACCCUGUGGAGUAUUUCAGCCACAAAGUGCCUCCCAUCAACUCGCUUGAUGAUGCAAGGAAGAAGGAGUUGCUCGCAUUCGUAAUGGGUCUCAAACGCUGGCGGCACUUCCUCCUUGGGCGUUGUAGGUUCACAUGGAUCACAGACAACAAUCCAUUGACCUACUACAAGACGCAGGACACGGUGAGCAGCACGAUCGGACGAUGGAUGUACUUCAUCGACCAAUUUGACUUCACACCAAAGCAUGUCCYCGRCCUCUCCAAUCGCGCAGCAGAUGCACUCUCGCGAAGACCUGAUCUUUGCGCUAUGACACAUCAUGCCUUCGCAUUCGACGAGGAGCUUCAGCGACACUUCAUCCGCGCAUAUCAGUCUGAUCUAGACUUCGGCACGCUCUAUGCACAGCUAUCUUCGAAUCACCCGCUGGCCAGCCAUUACCGCAUUGCCGACGGGUACUUGCUCCUUCACUCGAGAGGCAAGGACUUACUAUGUGUCCCACGCGACCGUCGUCUUCGGACUCGCCUCCUCGGCGAGUACCAUGAUUCACGACUCGCCGGCCAUUUCGAAGUCAACCGCACUAUUGCACGGCUUCGACAACGAUUUCGAUGGCCCGACCUCAUUACCGAUGUCACUCGGUAUUGCGACUAUUGCGAAGUUUGCCGACGCAGCAAGCCCCGCAACCGCAAUCCCUACGGCAAGUUACACCCGAUGCCUAUCCCACGGGAACCCAGUCUCUACAUUGCCAUGGACGUCACCGGUCCGUUUCCUCGCGACCGGCUCGGGCACGACGGCAUCCUCACGGUUGUGGACCGAUUGAGGCUGCAUUACAACAUUGAUUGUUCGGAUCACUGGUAAGUCUUCCGCUGUGUUAUCUUGUACUUUGUAUUGAAAGGUCGGUUCUUGUUCUGGUCUGCACGUUACAGUAUGCAACAACAGAUGA
Molecule: messenger RNA, 1503 nt
Organism: Chara braunii
Lineage: Eukaryota; Viridiplantae; Streptophyta; Charophyceae; Charales; Characeae
Source: the annotation of a GenBank genome assembly